AUGGAUGGCAAAGAUUUGGAAAAGCAGCUGGAGAGACAGCCGGGCCGCUGCGGGAGCGCCGCGAAACCCGGCACGGCUGACGCGACCCUCGGGGCCGAUGCGCCCCUCUGCCACAGCGAGGGCGGCGGCGGUCCCUCCGACAGUCGGGCACCACAAAUGAGAGCUGCAUCACCGGCGCCUGCUCCUCGGGCACCCGUCCCCGCAGCGGCCCCGGCUUCUGCUGUGGCUGCUCCUGCACCGAAGCAGCCUGGUCUGAUGGCACAGAUGGCUACAACCGCUGCCGGAGUUGCCGUAGGCUCUGCUGUAGGCCAUACCAUAGGCCAUGCGCUUACAGGAGGAUUUGGCGGAGGAAGCAGCUCUGAAGCUGCAAGGCCUGAUAUUACUUACCAGGAGCCCCAGGCAGCUCAGCCUGCCCAGCAGCAGUCGCAGUUCGCUCCUUGCCAGUACGAAAUGAAACAGUUCCUGGAGUGUGCGCAGAACCAGACUGACCUGAAGCUGUGCGAGGGCUUCAGCGAGGUGCUGAAGCAGUGCAGGUUUGCUAAUGGUUUAGCCUAAGCCUUCAGAACAAGGUUGCUGAAGACCAUCUUACAACAACUGACCUGUGAAUGAAAAAAAGCUUCCAUAAUAAAGUCUCAAGCUGUCUGAUAUCUCGUUAGUUCGUAUAUUCACACUAUUGUCCUCGUGGCUUCAUUCCUGCCAUAGCCGCUACAGAUGUGAUACCACUUACAGCAGCAAAUUAGCACAAAAUGGAA
Nipponia nippon (crested ibis) is the source of this 752-nucleotide messenger RNA. The record is from RefSeq and is a predicted model, not a curated record. Lineage: Eukaryota; Metazoa; Chordata; Aves; Pelecaniformes; Threskiornithidae.